Molecule: messenger RNA, 907 nt
Organism: Dissoconium aciculare CBS 342.82
Lineage: Eukaryota; Fungi; Ascomycota; Dothideomycetes; Mycosphaerellales; Dissoconiaceae
Product: U3 small nucleolar RNA-associated protein 11
Exons: 1
Coding region: 14-796 (260 amino acids)
Biological process (GO): rRNA processing
Cellular component (GO): small-subunit processome; nucleolus
Source: RefSeq, a predicted model, not a curated record
AUAGCAUCACAACAUGUCUUCAUUAAGGAACGCCGUCCAACGGCGGAACCACCGAGAACGAGCGCAGCCUGCAGAGCGUGCCAAAUGGGGUCUGCUCGAGAAGCGGAAAGACUACAAGCUACGAGCCGCAGAUCACAAGCUCAAGAAGCGAAAAAUCAAUGCGCUUAAGCAGAAAGCAACGGAGCGCAAUGAAGAUGAGUUCUACUUUGGGAUGUUGAGCUCGACGACAAAGGGCGGAAUCAAGAGGAGUCAGAGAGGAGAAGAUAACUCUGGUGGUGGCGGGAAGUCAUUGAGCGUUGACACGGUGAAAUUGAUGAAGACGCAAGAUCAAGGAUACCUGCAAACGAUGCUUCAGCGGACGAAAAAUGAGAUCGCUCGACUGGAACAAGAAGUUAUCAUGGCCACCCACGGUGUCAAAUUGACGAAAGGCGCUACUCAUGGCACUUUCGGGGAGGAUGGCAGUCUCGAAUUGACGGUGCCCGGCGCCUCAGAAAACAUAUUCGACGACGAAGAUUUGGGGUCGCUUGAUGGUGAUCUCGAAAUGGAGGACGGUCGAUCAGAAGCAUCAGGGAAGUCAGAUGACGAAGACUUUACGCCCGAGCAGCGCGCCACGAGAGAUCGCAAGCGGCAUGCAUUAGAUGUCAAGCGGAAAAAUUUGAAAGCACUACGUGAUCAAGAGGACAAGCUUGCUUCCGCGCUGGACGGCGUUGAGCACCAGCGUGCCAAGAUGAAUCGCACAAUCGGAGGUGUUAAUAAGAAGGGCGUUCAGUUCAAGCAACGGGAACGGAAACGAUAGAGCACGGUAAAAGGCAUGGAUAUGGCGUUCAACGGAGAUUUUGAUGAAUCGCAUGAGAUACCCCACAGUAGGCGCUUGAAAUUACAUUUUUGAAGGCAUCCUGGUUCCUCC